Molecule: messenger RNA, 2356 nt
Organism: Papaver somniferum (opium poppy)
Lineage: Eukaryota; Viridiplantae; Streptophyta; Magnoliopsida; Ranunculales; Papaveraceae
Product: pentatricopeptide repeat-containing protein At2g42920, chloroplastic-like
Exons: 1
Coding region: 29-1681 (550 amino acids)
Biological process (GO): RNA modification
Molecular function (GO): RNA binding; protein binding
Source: RefSeq, a predicted model, not a curated record
AUUCCCAACAUACAGACAGUGAAAGGAAAUGAACCCAAGAUGCAAUGUAUUGCCGUCAUCAACAUCAUCAUUCACUUCCAUCUCCAAGUUUAUCUCAGACCAUUCAUGUCUGUCCAUGCUUGAAAAGAACUGCAGAAGCAUGAGAGACCUUCAUAAACUUCAUGCCCAACUCAUCAAAACUGGUUUAAGCAAAGAUAUCAUUGCAGUCAGCCGGGUUUUAUGUUUCUGCGCCACAUCCCCCUUUGGCGACAUCAACUACGCUUACCAAGUCUUCUCUCAAAUCGAACAACCAAAUCUUUUUUCUUGGAACACCAUUAUCAGAGGCUUCUCGCAGAGUUCAUGUCCUCAGAAUUCUAUAUAUCUUUUCAUCCAUAUGUUGCAUUCUUCAUCCGUGGAACCAGAAAAACUCACUUAUCCUUCUCUCUUCAAAGCUUAUGCUAAUCUUGGUCGAGCCCAGGAUGGAUCUCAACUUCAUGGAAGAAUUUUAAAACUGGGGAUCGAUUUCGAUCCCUUCAUUCGAAACACAAUGAUCUAUAUGUAUUCAAAUUGCGGAUACAUGAUUGAAGCCAGUCGAGUAUUCAAUGAGUAUUCAGAUGUUGUCGAUAUUGUAGCUUGGAAUUCCAUGAUCAUUGGUUUUGCUAAAAAUGGACAGGUCAAUGAAUCCUUGAGAUUGUUCGAUAAGAUGCCAUCGAGAAGUGAUAUAUCAUGGAAUUCUAUGAUUAGUGGGUGUGUUAGAAAUGGGAAAUUAAACGAGGCAUUUCAUCUCUUCCAACGAAUGCAAAACGAGGGAAUUAAACCAACCGAGUUCACAACAGUGAGCUUAUUAAAUGCAUGUGCUCAGUUAGGAGCUCUUAAACAAGGAGAGUGGAUUCAUGCUUAUAUCCAAAAGAAAAAGAUUCAUGUUAAUUCAAUAGUUUUAACUGCAAUCAUAGACAUGUACUGCAAGUGCGGAAGCAUUGGGAAGGCUCUUCAAGUUUUUGAAAAAGCCUCAACAAAGGGUUUAUCAUCCUGGAAUUCUCUGAUAAUCGGGCUAGCAAUGAAUGGGGAUCGAAAACAAGCAAUUCAACUCUUCUUAGAUCUUCAGUUACUGUCAGGCUUACGACCAAAUGAUGUUAGCUUUCUGGGUGUUUUGACUGCUUGUAGUCAUUCAGGCAUGGUAACAGAAGCACAAUAUUAUUUCUCGCAAAUGACUGAAACUUACCAAAUCAAACCCACGAUCAAACACUACGGUUGCUUGGUUGAUGUUUUGUGUAGAGCCGGGUUACUUGAUGAGGCAGAAGAAGUGAUAAAUAAAUUGACAGAAAACCCUGAUGUAAUUAUAUGGGGAUCCUUGCUGUCCGCUUGUAAACAACAUGGGAAUAUCGAAAUGGGGAAGCGGGCAGCUGACAAGAUUCUGGAGUUGGAUCCUACUGAAACUUCAGGGUAUGUACUGUUAGCAAAUGCCUUGGCACUUUCUGGUAGAUACGAGGAAGCAAUAGAUGCGAGGGCUUUAAUGAAGAAAAGGGAUAUUAGGAAAGAACCUGGAUGUAGUUUGGUGGAAGUGGAUGGAGUUGUUCAUGAGUUUGUUGUUGCAGGGAAAUCCCAUCCUAGGGAGAAAGAGAUGUAUAGAGUAUUAGAUGAGCUGUGUUCAAUAUUGAAAGAAACAUCAGCACAAGAUGGUUUAGAUAAUCUCUUGAUCUAAAAUUGUAGAUGAAACUUGAACCAGUGAUGAAAAAGAAACUUGAACCAGUAAUGAUAAUCUACGCAAAAUAUAAGAUAGUACCAAUAUAAGCAUGUCAACGUUUCCUGGAUGAAUUUAAUACGGUCCAGGGUAAAAACUCUUUACUGUCCAUUUUAGCUUUCCUAGUAACAGAUUAGUCUGCUUUGAAUGGAAUAAACUAGCGUAUCGUUAUCAGGACUCUAAAGAAACAGCAUAGCAUAGCGUAAAAACUCUUUACUGUCCAUUUUAGCUUUCCUAGUAUCAGGACUCUAAAGAAACAGCAUAGCACUGGGCCUGCACUUACUACUGCUGGAGAACCUAAACAAAAGAACUUCAUAGUUUUUCAUAAGAGAGACAGAAAGCCGUUCUCUGCAAUAGAAAUACACAAUGUUCUAGCAGAUUUUGUUGAUCAAUUUGGUAGCUAAAACAUACUUGGUACUUUUCAAUAAAGUACCAAUGAAUGAGUACUAAGAUUAGUAUCGAAAGAAAUUAUAGAUUUAUAUUAAGCAUUGAGUAGUUGUUACGCUUCACUAAUGGAGCUCCAAUUGAAAUGUACGUUUUUCUUCUCUUUCAAUUUCUUCUUUAGUUUCUGUUUCACAUUCUCCUUUACAGUAUUACAAACUCUAACUGCAGCAAAAGAAAUUGCUCAACCUCAUA